Molecule: messenger RNA, 2564 nt
Organism: Cuscuta epithymum
Lineage: Eukaryota; Viridiplantae; Streptophyta; Magnoliopsida; Solanales; Convolvulaceae
Source: the annotation of a GenBank genome assembly
AUAAAAUCCUUUUUUGUGACAAAAUACAAGCAAGACAAAACAUUUGUUUGCUAAGACAAUCAAAAGAACAAAACCCAGGUAGAAUCGGGGGUUUGAAUCCGCCAUGGCGGCUUUUUCCUGCUCCACUCAUCUCUCCCGACAGAAGGGCCUAUACACCAUCGCAUUGCUCCUUCUCUUCCUCCUCAUCAGCUUGUUCUAUUUCAACAAGCUGUCUCUCGAGCCCAAACUCACAACCUACAGAGAUCUAUUCUCAGAGUCCCGCCACCCUGCCUCUCUCCUUUCCCCUCGAAUAAUUACCGCCGCUCUGUUACAAGACGAGUAUAAUGUAUCCGCCGCUUCGAGCCCAGAUUUCGAUAAAACCGAUGAACAACCAACUCCGCCCAUUUCUUCAAAAAAAAUGGGAGGGGAAGUGGCAGAAUCGAAAGUUUACGAGGUAGCGAGUAUUGUGACGUCCGUGCCGUCGAUGUCUGAUUCAGAGGAGAUCAACAUUUCUACUAAGAAAGAGACUCAUCGAGCUGAUAGUGCCCAAGGGUGUAAUUUCUACAAAGGGGUUUGGGUGAAAGAUGAUGAUCAACCGAUUUACAGUCCUGGAUCUUGCCCCUAUGUGGAUGAGGCAUUUGACUGUCAACGCAAUGGCAGGCCGGAUUCACAGUAUCUGAAAUGGAAAUGGAAGCCGGAUGGAUGUGAUCUUCCGAGCAAAACAAGAGAGGAAGAUGGUUGAUUAUUUGCUUGCAGUUAAUUUUCUGUUGGGAAUCAGAAAUGGAAAUGGAAGCCGGAUGGAUGUGAUCUUCCGAGGUUUAAUGCAACAGACUUUUUGGUGAGAUUAAGAGGGAAAAGGCUGAUGCUUGUUGGAGAUUCCAUGAACCGCAAUCAGUUUGAGUCUUUGCUCUGCCUUCUUCGGGAAGGACUUGUCAAUAAGAGUAAAAUGUAUGAGACACAUGGAUAUAAAAUAACAAAGGGAAGAGGCUACUACAUUUUUAAAUUUGAGGAUUACCACUGCACAGUAGAAUUUGUGCGUUCUCAUUUUCUUGUCAGAGAGGGAGUGCGCAUUAAUGCACAAGGUAACUCAAAUCCAACUUUAUCUAUUGACCGUAUUGAUAAAUCAGCUCCUCGCUGGAAGCGUGCUGACAUUCUCAUUUUCAAUACUGGACAUUGGUGGGCCCAUGGAAAGACAGCCAGGGGGGAAAACUACUAUAAAGUGGGUGAUUAUAUUUACCCAAAGUUUGAUGCCAUGGAAGCUUAUAGAAUAGCUUUGAAGACCUGGGCAAGUUGGGUAGAUGAACAUCUGGGGCAGAAAAAAAUAGUAUUCUACAGAGGCUACUCAUCUGCUCAUUUCAGAGGCGGGGAUUGGGAUUCUGGCGGUUCCUGUAUUGCUGAAACUGAACCAGUUUUGAACGGAACCAUCCUUGAUAACUAUCCUCCCAAAAUGAAGAUAGUGGAUGAAGUGAUCAAAGAAAUGCAGACACCUGUGGUCCUACUAAAUGUGACAAGGUUGACCAAUUUCCGCAAAGAUGGCCACCCAUCUGUAUAUAUGAAAAUGGCAACUAAUGGCAAAAAGGUUUCCAGCAAACGGCAAGAUUGCAGCCAUUGGUGCCUCCCAGGAGUCCCUGAUGCUUGGAAUGAGCUCAUUUAUGCCUCUUUAGUUUUGAAACAAAUGUCUACAUUCAACUAAUUUUAACAAUGUUCGUUUGCUAGCAAGCAACCCUUUCCAAUCCCAUAUUGGAGUGGCUUUUUUUUUAGCUCUCCCGAACUGGGUAUUGUCCCUUUUUUGGAGGGGGGUUCCCAAGCAUUCAGAUUGUUCCAUUUGGGGGAAGAGACUCUGAACACCUACAUUCCUGGAUCAAGGAAUAUGAGUCGUCCAGGUUGUACAACUACAUGUAAUCUGAUGAAGGUGGCUUUCAAACAUGUGGAUCUGUGAUGAUCCCUUGCUUAAAAUAAUCUGAGGAUUUUGUGGUAUAAUGUUCCUCACUCUAACCGCACAUAUGGUGUAGUGUUUUCACAUUUUGAGAAAUCUUCACAAUUUAUUGCAAAUACUUUAAACAACCAGUUAGCCAGCCACUUAGCCUCACUCUGCGUAAGGGAUUCCUUCUUUUCUUGAACCGAUGCUUUAAUUUAUGUAAUAGAACAUAUGUGAACAAAUCUUGAAGAACCAAUGUUCUGUGGAGAAGUAAAUUAACUGUACCAGUUAACAAUUUGAUGGAGAGGUCUCUGUACUGUCAAUUAUCGUCAUCCCACACUCAUCUAUGGGUGGAGAGGGACCUGUUUCUCCCCAGAGAUAUGAAACGUAGCUAGAACACGUAAUACUGAUCUGGAGCUGGUCAAGUAGACCUAACAAUUUUCGGACUGGUCUGAUCCUACUUUAUAGUAACUGGAUUAGGAAAUACUCAAUUAGUUCCAGAUCAGGACUGAUAGGUGUUCGUUCAGUUUCCAUUCGCAAUUGGAAGCCACCCAUUCUACUAUGUAAAAAUUGUCUUUUGAUAUGAGUUUUGAACUGUGUUUAUAGUUACUCCCAUUCUACUAUGUAAUAUACUAAUAUGUAUUGAAAUGGAUUUAUUUUUUUGGGA